AUGGCAAGCGGGCGUCAGAUCCUUGCACUGAAUACUGGGGAUCGCAUCGUCGACCGCAACGGCCUGUAUGCACUUACCACAGAAUAUACCUUCGAGAUUGAGCAUCGGCUCACCCUGGAGAAGAUCAAGGCCGACCACCUGCGCGUUCGCUAUCCUGAUCCGCUAAGCAAGAUGGCCAGAGAAGUGGGAAUCCUCAAAGUUCAGGACGACGACAAGCACAAGAUCGAGGCCGCUUUACCCCGGGUAAAUCUCCACUACUACGGAGCCAACGGGCAUUCGCGAGAAUUUGAUAUGGAGAGGGAGGCCACGCGUGUCUUCCAAAUAAACAGCCUGAUACAGCAGAGAUCAGGCAUCCGCGUGUACAAGGAGGGUCCCACGACGGGCAAAACCUUCGAUAUUUUUACGAACAUACACUCCAGCAUGGAAGAUGCGUAG
This is a messenger RNA of Alternaria conjuncta, 435 nucleotides long. RefSeq lists its product as uncharacterized. The transcript has 2 exons. Lineage: Eukaryota; Fungi; Ascomycota; Dothideomycetes; Pleosporales; Pleosporaceae. The record is from RefSeq and is a predicted model, not a curated record. The coding region runs from base 1 to 435 and encodes 144 amino acids.